GUUUCUCUUAAUUUUGAUUCGCAUAGUCGCUUGUUCAUCGUUGUUGACGGCUAGUACUUGGAUCUUCUCUUUUCCUUCCCCGAUCUGAUUUCAUCGUUUCGGAUCUCAUCUAUUAACUGACAAAUGAAGCAUAUAGUAAAGAUAUUGAGCCUGUUGGUGGCAAUAUCUGCCUUCUGGAUUGGUCUUUUGCAGGCUGCGAUUGUUCCUCGAAGCCAUACAUGGUUGCUACCGAUCUACUUUGUAGUAUCUCUCGGAUGCUAUGGUCUAUUAAUGGUUGGAAUCGGGCUAAUGCAGUUUCCUACCUGUCCCCAAGAAGCUCUUCUCUUGCAGCAGGAUAUUGCAGAGGCCAAAGACUUCUUUAAGCAUAAAGGGGUCGAUGUUGGAUCGGAUUGACACAAUAGCUUUUUAACGGCCAAGCAUUAGAAAUAGUUUUUGUUAUUGACAAAGAUCUUAAAGAGUUAAAGGUGCUGUUUGGAUA
Messenger RNA from Eutrema salsugineum, 478 nucleotides. RefSeq names its product dolichol-phosphate mannose synthase subunit 3. Gene Ontology annotation, cellular component: endoplasmic reticulum membrane; dolichol-phosphate-mannose synthase complex. The record is from RefSeq and is a predicted model, not a curated record. Gene Ontology annotation, biological process: GPI anchor biosynthetic process. NCBI's taxonomy places the organism in Eukaryota, Viridiplantae, Streptophyta, Magnoliopsida, Brassicales, Brassicaceae. The coding region runs from base 124 to 393 and encodes 89 amino acids. The transcript has 4 exons.